Messenger RNA from Ipomoea nil (Japanese morning glory), 2691 nucleotides. RefSeq lists its product as uncharacterized. The record is from RefSeq and is a predicted model, not a curated record. The coding region runs from base 326 to 2518 and encodes 730 amino acids. The transcript has 4 exons. NCBI's taxonomy places the organism in Eukaryota, Viridiplantae, Streptophyta, Magnoliopsida, Solanales, Convolvulaceae.
GACACUGCCGGCUCUAUCUCUCCAAACUCCCUUUCUGGUUUUCUUCCCUCUGUUUCUCCAUUCUCUCUUCUCUUUUGUUCCAAAAGCUCGGAUUUUUUUUAUACCCAGCACCUAAUUCCUUCGAAAGCUCUCGUUUCUGUUCUUUGUUUAUCUCAUUUUAUACAUAUAUGUUUAGGUAGAGGGUGAAAGAGGGAGGGAGAGAGGGAGCCUUACUCAUAUGCACCUGCAAUUCAUUCAGAAAAGCUGACCCUUUUAACCCUUUUUACUGUAUUGUUAGUUUGGUUUGGUUGAAGUUUUUUUUUUUUAUUGAACUUGUUAGAACAAGAUGGUGGUGAAGAUGAUGAAGUGGAGGCCGUGGCCUCCGUUAUCCUCCAAGAAAUUCGAGGCCAAGAUUGUUGUUGGCUGCCUAAAGGGUCUGAGCAUAUCAUCUGAAGAAGUGGAGAGCCUUGGGGAUUUUCAAGAUUUUGAAAGGUUGGUUGUUGAGAUCAGGUGGAAGGGGUCAGCAAAGGUGAAUCCUUUGGCCUUGAACUCUCUGAGGAGGAGAGUGAGGAGGAAUUUCACAAAGGAGGGUUCUUUGAUCAAGGAGGAUGGGGUUGUUCAGUGGGAAGAGGAGUUUAAGUGUGAAUGCAACUUCUCUGCUUACAAAGAUGAUGAUUUUCUUCCUUGGGAGGUUGCCUUUUCUCUAUUCAAUGGCUUAAGCAAGGGACCGACAAACAAGGUGCCUACUAUUGCCACCGGAACAUUAAACCUUUCGGACUUUGCUUCAGUAUCUAAAGAAAAAGACGUUGAAAUCAACAUUCCGCUUGAUUGGUUCAGCAGUGCAGUCGGUCCUUUACUUUGCUUGUCUCUUAACCUUGUGGAACUGGGAAAUGAUCGUGAAGGUUUAGAAACGGGUCAGAAGUUUGAUAUAUCACGUCCAAUGUAUCCUACGUGUGGAGAAUUUUUGUCAAAAGACAGAAAUGAUGGUUCUCCAUUGAGAGCGAGUCUUGGUAAAGUUGGGAUUUUCAAGGCAUUAUCUGUUCGAGGGCGCAAGAAGGCGUAUCGGGAGGAUGAGGGGAGCGAUGGAAAGUGCUCGGUUCGAAGUUGUGAUACCGAGUACAAUUACCCUGUAGACACGGACUCGCUAAGUGACUCGGAAGACGGGGAAUCGGAGGAAGGAAAGGAGGGUAGCGUUAUGAGGAAGACGGUGAGUUAUGAGACGCUGGCUUUUGCGAAUCAUGCGAGUAGUGAAAAUGGGGAUUGGAUUUACUAUAGCCAUCGGAAAUCGGAUGCAGGGUGUGUUUAUCUCGAGGAUAGAACUGGGUUGGUGGUUGAUCAAUCUAUCCAGCAGAGCUCAAAACGCAAAAUUCUUCCCUGGGGGAAGAGGAAGUUGAACUUAAGAUCUCCUAAACGCAAAGGAGAACCGUUAUUGAAGAAACACUAUGGAGAGGAAGGCGGUGAUGAUAUUGAUUUUGAUCGACGACAGCUUAGUUCCUCUGAUGAUUCCUCUCAUGGGUGGAGAACUGAAGAUGGUACGACCAUAAGUCGGUCUUCUGUCUCUGAAUUCGGGGAUGACAACUUUGCUGUGGGUAGCUGGGAGGCUAAAGAGAUCAUAAGCCGCGAUGGACAAAUGAAGCUGAGGGCCGAGGUUUUCUUUGCGUCUAUUGACCAACGUAGUGAGCGGGCAGCGGGAGAAAGUGCGUGUACAUCUCUAGUUGUCGCGAUUGCUGAUUGGUUUCACUCCAAUCGUGACGAGAUGCCCAUCAAAUCCCAACUCGACAGCCUGAUUCACGAGGGCUCUCUGGAGUGGAGGAAGCUCUGCGAAAACGAGAGCUAUAGGGAACGUUUUCCCGACAAGCAUUUCGAUCUCGAGACAGUCCUCGAGGCCAAAGUCAGCCCGCUUUCAGUAGCCCCACAAAAGUCCUUCAUCGGGUUCUUCCAUCCGGAAGGAAUCGAAGACGACGGGUUUGAUUUCCUCAAAGGGGCUAUGUCUUUCGACAACAUUUGGGACGAGAUCUCUAAACCCACCACUCGUGAUGCUUCGAUCUACAUUGUAAGCUGGAACGACCACUUCUUUGUGCUGAAAGUCGAGCAAGAUGCAUACUACAUCAUCGACACAUUGGGCGAGAGGCUCUACGAGGGCUGCAACCAAGCCUUUAUCCUCAGGUUCGACAGAGACACUACAAUUUCACUGGUGGCUAACGAGACUCAACCCCCGACAGAAGACUCAUCUGCUAGUGCUAAAACUGAGGAUAAUAUCGUCAACGCCCCCAAGACAAACAACGAAGAAUCGACUAUGGGGGGCGAGCCUGACAAUAACGAGCAAGAAUCAAUGGUAUGCAGAGGCAAAGACUCGUGCAAAGAGUACAUUAAAAGUUUCUUGGCAGCAAUCCCUAUUCGAGAAUUACAAGUUGAUCUUAAGAAGGGUUUGAGGCCAUCGAUGCCCCUUCAUCAGCGGCUUCAAAUCGAAUUCCAUUAUACGAAUUACAAACUACUUUCACUCUGUGAUGGAGGAGUAGAACCAAGUUCUGAUCUCUAGGGAACAUUAUUGCAGAAUUAGGAUUAGUACAUGAGAGUAUAUGAGUACAUUACUAACCCCCUAUCCCCUUUUUCAUUCUAUUUUUAGUGUUUUUACAUAUAUGAUCUUAGACUGGAUAAGCCCACUUGUGAGAUAUAACCUUUUUCUCUAAAGGGCAUCUCUUUCUUUCUCCA